Messenger RNA from Spirodela intermedia, 1313 nucleotides. NCBI's taxonomy places the organism in Eukaryota, Viridiplantae, Streptophyta, Magnoliopsida, Alismatales, Araceae. The record is from the annotation of a GenBank genome assembly.
AUGGCGAAGGCGGAAGAAGGAAGGAAAGCCGGGAUGGAGAACACGGCUAUGGUCUUUGGGAUCUCUGAGGACGAGGACAUGAAGAACGCUUCCUCGCUCACCGGCUUCCUCGAGCUCUUAGGCCAACACGACUUCUCCUCCCCCCUAUGGGAGCUCCCGCUGGCGUCAUCUCUCCCUCAGAGGUCUCUCCCAUCAAUCGCUCUCCCGGCGGCGCCGCUGGAGUCUGCGGAGACAGCCAACUUUCCGGCGACGCCCAACUCUUGUUCCGUCUCCUCCUCCUCCGCUGAGGCGGUGAACGACGCUGAUCACGCAAGGUCGGCCGCCACCACGGCAGACGCCGGCGAGGAGGUCAACGAGCUUGAGGAGAAGCCCAUGUCGGCGCCGACGGCGAAGCCGAAGUGCGUAGCGCCUCCUCUCUCCUGAGUAUUCGCAGAAGUAAUUAUGUCCGUGCGGCAUCGAUCAGCUCUUCUCUUACCGAAAGUGGUUCCUUUCUUGUUCUUACAGAUCGGCGGGGAAGGGCGGCGGCGGGGGGAAGAAGGCGGGGCAGAAGCGGCAAAGAGAGCCGAGGUUCGCCUUCGUGACCAAGAGCGAGGUCGACCACCUCGAGGACGGCUACCGGUGGCGCAAGUACGGCCAGAAGGCCGUCAAGAACAGCCCCUAUCCGAGGUAUUUUUAGUGUCCAUCAGCUCGAGAUCAGAAGGCCAACAAUUUACGGUCGUUUUGGUGUCAAGAUCUUCAAUUGAUCUUCUGAUUCUCUCCGAAUAUCAGAAGCAAUCUGUGAGUGGAGGAGGCUCAUAUGUCUGUAAUGAUGCAGGAGCUACUACCGUUGCACCAGUUCCAUGUGCGGAGUGAAGAAGAGGGUGGAGAGAUCGUCGGAGGAUCCGACGGUGGUGGUGACCACCUACGAGGGUCAACACACCCACGCCUGCCCCGUCGGCCCCCGCGGUGGCGGCGGCGUGUCCGCCGGAUGGCAAGGCCACAGUUACCAUUCCGGCGUCGCCGGUGGCAGUGUGGUGGCGCCGUCGUCUCUGGCGUCGCUCUCCGACAUAUCUGCCUUUUCCCUGAGGGUCUUGCAGGGGCAGCAGCAGUCGGCAGAACUGUCCUUCUUCAACGGUGGCCUCCCCCCGCCUCCGCAUCUCUUGGACGGGAUCGUCGGCGGCGGAUCGGGAGACUCUCGCCAUGGUGUCUACGGGGUAAGGCAGCAGUUCUCGAACCAGACGGCGGUGGUCAGCGGUAGCAGCGAUAUCUCCAUCAGAGACUACGGCCUGCUUCAGGACUUGGUCCCUCACGACUACGUGAGGAAAGAGCAGUAG